Capronia coronata CBS 617.96 is the source of this 3855-nucleotide messenger RNA. RefSeq lists its product as uncharacterized. Gene Ontology annotation, molecular function: ABC-type transporter activity; ATP binding; ATP hydrolysis activity. Gene Ontology annotation, cellular component: membrane. The transcript has 3 exons. The record is from RefSeq and is a predicted model, not a curated record. Gene Ontology annotation, biological process: transmembrane transport. Bases 1 to 3855 code for a protein of 1284 amino acids. NCBI's taxonomy places the organism in Eukaryota, Fungi, Ascomycota, Eurotiomycetes, Chaetothyriales, Herpotrichiellaceae.
AUGGUUGCAGCUUUGACUCCAUUUCACUCCGAAACCACUGGUCGACGAAAGCAUCCCUAUGAGAGAUGUUCUCCCAUUUCCAGAUGGUGGUUCUACUCAUACAUGAGCCCAUUUGUGUCAGAGGGUUAUAGACGCAACGGUGACCUUCGACUUGAUGGCCUCCCACUGACCAAACCGCACAGCGAACCGAGCCUCUGGCUUGAAGCUUUUAUUGCUGCGAGGAGCCAGGGCCGUUCGACUGGUCAUGCAUUGUGGAAGCUCCUCCGUGGGCGGCUCAUCCUCAUGGCUCUGAUGAUGGUGCUCUGUGGAAUCACAGAGUAUAUGGGCGCUAUGGGGCUUCGAUGGCUGCUUUUGUACCUCCAAGACCCGGAAAGAGCUUUGUUUCGGCCAUGGUUCGCGAUCCUCUUGUUUGGAAUUGGUCCGAUUGUCAGAGGCCUGUGUAUGCAGACUUUCGAGUAUCUGUCCACUCACAGCAUCGGCAAUUUAAAGGCGAUGAUCAUCUCAGCCGUGUACGAGCGGCUGCUAGCCAGCCCAUUGAGCAAGACGCUUGACAUUGGCCGGAUUCAAAACCAUGUCUUGGUGGACAUCGACAAGCUGGCGACCCUUCGAUAUACGGUGAUGGCGCUGUUCAUGGUCCCUGUCCAGCUCCUUGUGGCAUCGCUCAUGCUCUACGAUGCCGUUGGAUGGGCAUAUCUGCCAGGACUCGCUCUCUUGCUGUGCACCCGAUAUCCUCUCUCCAAGCUUAUCAGCACCUCCCUUGGCGCCGUUCAAUCUUGCAUAUUGAAUAACUCCGAUGGUCGAAUUGCAAAGAUUACCGAGAGUAUUCGAGCCAUCACAACAAUCACCAUGCUGGGACAGGCGAAACCUUUCAUCGACCAAAUCUCGAAGAUCAGAAACCAGGAGCUACAGGCAAUUUGGAACAAGGCCCAGAUUCUAGCUGCAGCAGAAAGUACGUCGGAAGGAUUGGUUGUUGUGUCUCUGGCACUAUGUCUUGGUUUGCACACCCUCGUGCGUGGGAAGAAAUUGGAUGCUGAUAUCGCAUUUGUCAUGGUGGCUGUUUUCAAUCUCAUCAAAAAUAUGCUGAACCUGGCUGUGGUGGGAGCCAGUCAAUACACUCAAGCAAUUACGAGCUUGCAGAGGAUCUCGAGCUUUCUCGAUUCGGGCGAAUUGGUAUACGAUGCCGAGAAUGAGGGAGGUGAGACUUUGCCCAAGGAAAAUCUGUUACAUGCAGACGGCAACAAGCGCUUCGACAACCGAUCCGGAGAGUCAGCAGCGUCUUUGCUCACAAAAGGAGGCUUGAAUAUAAUAUCCGGCGAGACAGGGUAUCAUAUGUCGUCCUCCGUAGCCCUGACUUUGCUAAGUAUUCACAGGUCCGGAAAGAGCACACUGCUCCAAAAUUUACUGUCCCGGGAGUCUGGCGACAUGGAAGAUCUCGCGAUUGAUAUCAGCUCCUUCAGCUCCAUUUCAUAUGUGCCACAAAGACCUUGGCUCCACAGUGGAACGAUUCGGGACAAUAUCAUUUUCAACUCUCCAUGGAUGCCAGACCGUUAUGCGGAGACACUUCGUGUUUGCGGUCUCGACGUGGAUCUGGCGAUCAUGGAGGACGGUGACAUGACCGAUGUGGGCGAGGGAGGCACUGGCAUUUCCGGUGGACAGCGUCAAAGAGUCAAUCUGGCGCGGGCCGUGUACGCCAACACUGAAACGAUCAUUCUCGACGAUGUUUUGUCAGCUUUGGAUGCUAUCACGGCCCGAUGGGUGACUGACAAGUGCAUCCUAGGCCAGAUUCUCAAAGACAGAACAGUGAUUCUGGUCACAGAUUCACCUAUGUGUCUUGAGGUGGCUGAUACGAUAGUAUACACAGAGCAUGGACGGAUUCGAGAGAUCUGGCAUCGAAAAGUGCAAGACGAGUCAGGCCAUGCACCGACUGUCAGCAUCCGCGCAAAAGCAAUGUCCGAGCCUGAGAGUUCAGUACCCGGCUCGCUGGAAGACGUGGAUGCCUCUCUCCUCGACGUCGAUCCAUCAGAAGAGGCAUUCCUGAUUGGAGAAGGUACUAAUGCAAACAUGAUACGGGGUGCAGACAAGUCAGAACAGAUCCGUGAUGGGCUUAUCGGGCAAGCCUAUGUAUUCAGGUACAUUCGGAUGUUCGGCCACUGGCUCUAUAUCCUGGUCACAGCUGUGGUUAUCAUAGCUGCCCAAGCCAUCGACAUUGGUCUCCCAUUCUGUAUUUCCCUCUGGUCUCAGUCGUACAACAAGACCACAAAGGUCCGAGAUGGUGUCUAUCUUGGAAUUUACAGCGGGCUGGGGACUUGCCGAGUGUUCAUUACCGCAGCCUCGCUACUUUUGGUGUAUAGAGGAGCCUGGAAGGUUGGUCGCCGCGAGCACACCCAGCUUCUCAAUACCAUAUUUGGAGCAACAUAUGGAUGGCUCGUGACAACACCUGCCGGGCAGAUUAUCAACAGAUUCGUGUCAGACAUGGUUUCUCUUGACGAUACAUUGAUCUCGGCUCUCCGCCCGGUUCUCGAAACAUACUUGUCAAUUGGGUUCCGCAUUCUGACGGUAUCAUUCCUGAUCCCAUCGUUUCUUAUACCAUCUGUUACAUUUGUCUCGCUGGCAAUUUUCAUCGGGAAGCGGUAUAUGUACGCAUUCACGGCGUCCAAAAGACUCUACGCCAUAAGCCUGUCGGCUCUCUUUCACAACAUCACCGAGACUGCUUCUGGAUUGACCACAGUACGUGCGUUUCGGGCAGAAUUGGCCUCGAGGGUGCGCUUUCAAAAACAAGUCGAGCAGCAUGUCCGAGCAUGGCAGGCAGUCAGUGACUGUCAGCGAUGGCUAGCCGUGCGGAUGGACAUGUGCACGUCGUUGACCGCAUUCUCCGCGGCUAUCCUGGCAUACUCACACGCCGGAUCCGACCCAUCCAUCGUUGGUUUCAGCUUGACGACCUCAACGUCCCUUUGCACGGCGCUCCUCUACUUGACAUAUCUCUCGACUCUUUUGGAGGUGGAAAUGAACAGUCUUCAGCGCAUCGAAGACUACAUCCACGACGUGCUCCAAGAAGAUAGAAGGGGAAACCCCGAUCACCCUGUCGGGAAAGGAUGGCCUCAUCGAGGCAAGGUCAGCAUACAAGAUCUUACCGUCGGCUACGCGCUUGAUGGACAAGCAGUGCUGAAGGGGGCUAGUCUUGAAGUCGAGGCUGGUGAGUGUGUCGCUCUUGUGGGGAGGACGGGAAGCGGGAAAAGCUCCCUCGCUCUCAGCAUGUUGCGGCUCACCACCAAAUAUUCGGGCUCGAUCAAGAUUGACGGUGUGGGCAUCGAGCAUAUCGAGGCCGACCUGCUGCGGCGACGCAUCAGCCUGAUUCCUCAGAACCCGGCAAUCUUUGAGGGUACGUUGAGGUUCAACAUGGAUCUGUGCGGCCAACAAGACGACGCCACCCUGAAUUCCAUCCUCCAGCAAGUCAAGGUGCAGUCGGCAUCGGACGUUAGUACUCCACUCACCCUUGACUAUCACGUCACGUCCGGGGGCGAGAACUUCUCUCAGGGUCAACGACAACUUAUCUCUCUCGCUCGUGCAAUGGCAGCGCAGUCAAAGGUUGUGGUUAUCGAUGAAGCCACAGCCAACCUCGAUCCUAUUUCCGAAGAACGCAUACAAGCACUCAUCCGCCAGAAUCUGCGUGACUGCACCAUCAUAGCCAUUGCCCACAGACUCAAAACGGUAUUGGACUUUGACAAGGUGGUUGUGCUAAAAGAAGGAAGAAUAGUUGAAGCUGGGGUUCCAAGAGACUUGGUCGAGUCCAGAAGAGGUGAAUUCUACAGUAUGCUUUGCCAGCAGACUGUCAAGGCAAAUGAUCUGGUGGGAUAG